UCACAUUGGCCCGUCUCCAGUAUUUAUGAUUCCACUUCCAACAAAGAGACCGUGAAAACUUCCAAUAUAUCGACCACCUUGAUUUCUUCUCCUAACUCCCUCUCUCUUCCCCGAUCUAACCGGAGGAAAAUGUCUCACGGUGAUCAUGGAUCAAAGCCCAGGAGCAUGAUGGAUAACUCGAACAACAAUAUGGAGAUGAUGAUGAUGCAGAUGAACUUCUACUGGGGCAAAGACGCGGUUUUACUCUUCUCUGGGUGGCCAGGCCACAGCCUCGGGAUGUACAUCCUGGCCCUGCUCGUCGUGUUCAUACUAGCAGCAUCUGUGGAGGUUCUGUCCGCCCUGCCUCCCUUAAAGCACGGUAUGACCAGUGGAAAGAUGCAUGCAGUUGUUUACUCUCUUCGGAUGGGCCUGGCAUACUUGGUCAUGCUUUCGGUCAUGUCCUUCAACCUCGGGGUCUUCAUCAUGGCAGUGGUAGGCCAUGGCAUGGGGUUCUUUGUGGUGAAGACUCGCUUUAUUGCCGCCGACGAUCUGACUGCAAGCCCAAGUUCCCCCAACACCAAAGUCUGAAUUUCAGGUUAGCUCGUUGACGAAACAAAGUCUUAGCGGUUGUUUGGAUUGCAGGUUAUGGAAGGGUGUGUUUGUAGAGAAACUCUCCAUUAUACACUCCGCCAUAACCCACAGGCCAAACAAACUAUUAGUCAUAAUUUGCCGUCUUGUAAUAUUUGUGUGCUCACAACUGAUAUAAGUGGGAAAGAAACGAUGUGUUAAUCUGCCGAAAAUAGUUGUCCCUUAUGCUUUGUUAUGCUUUGCCUUUCGGGAUCAAUUGUUCUUCCAAUAACACUCUUUAGUAA
This is a messenger RNA of Punica granatum (pomegranate), 851 nucleotides long. NCBI's taxonomy places the organism in Eukaryota, Viridiplantae, Streptophyta, Magnoliopsida, Myrtales, Lythraceae. The record is from RefSeq and is a predicted model, not a curated record.